GAGCGUGACAGGCCGGCGUCGCUCUGUUAAGGUUUCCGGGCAACUCUACCGCAAUAACGGUGUGCAGUCUCAACCGAUUCUUAGCCAGAUAGCGCGAUUAAAGCUGAAUGAGAUAAAAGUGCUCCCGGGAGAGUGCACACUAUUGAGCUAUUUGAAGUGUCAAAGCUACCAACUGACGUUUUAUUUCCCCUCCAUCUUCGCGGAGCUUGAAAAGUCAAAAUGCACACUCCACGCUUGAGGAGGACAGAAUAGUAUACUAUAUGACAGGCAGACCAGCUGACUGAGGAACAGAUCGCAGAGUUCAAGGAGGCGUUCUCGCUGUUUGACAAGGACGGCGACGGAACCAUCACCACCAAGGAGCUCGGCACUGUCAUGCGCUCCCUGGGCCAGAACCCCACCGAGGCCGAGCUGCAGGACAUGAUCAAUGAGGUCGAUGCCGAUGGUAAUGGGACAAUUGAUUUCCCGGAGUUCCUGACAAUGAUGGCGAGGAAGAUGAAGGACACAGACAGCGAGGAGGAGAUCAGAGAAGCAUUCAGAGUCUUUGACAAGGAUGGCAAUGGCUACAUUAGCGCAGCAGAGCUACGGCACGUCAUGACCAACUUGGGGGAGAAGCUCACUGAUGAGGAGGUCGACGAGAUGAUCCGGGAGGCUGACAUUGACGGGGACGGUCAGGUCAACUACGAGGAAUUUGUCCAGAUGAUGACCGCCAAGUGAAGAGAAGGCUGAUUUAUCUCUUAAACGUUGCUUGUCCUUUUAAGAUCACUGUCUUUAAGAACAAAAAGGAACAUUUAUCAGCUGAUAACCCCCCCGAUCCCCCUAAAAAAACAAAAACAAACAUUUCAUGUAGAAUUUGGCCAAUAUUGCUUAAUACAGCCAUGUACUUCUGAGGUAUCUGUUAAGCAUACACCUACAGACUAAUCCCUGAAGAAGUUAAUGGACCAAGCUUAAAGAGGGCCAACGGCCUUUUACUUCUGACCAAGAUUCUACAGUCACCUGGCUCAUGAAUAUUUUAGAGGAAAGCAGCGCUGCCACUGCAAGGGGGAUUGUGAUAGGAACUGAUACCACCGAUCACUUUAGAGAAGUCGGUCAUUUAAAAUCUCUCCGCUUCCGUAAAGAACCACGGCGCUAUACUAGCAUCAGUGGUGAUUCUCUCAAUACCAAUUUGACUACUCUUCUUGCAUGCAGCCGUUCUGUGGUGGUCUCCUGUCUCGACAAGGUGGUUCUGAUCCCAUCAGCGGUAGUGGUCAGAUAUUGUACACAGUGGAGGUAUAUACUUUCAUAUAUCGCUAUAUAUCUGUAAAAAAAUAAAUUAAAAAAUGUCACUGUCACUUGGUUAUUUCAAGAGCAAGUAGUUGCAAUCUGUGGUGUUCAUUGGUGCUUGAUUCAAAAUGAGCAUUUUCAAAUGUUUGGGUCAGAACAAGAGACUGAUCCCCAGUGGGGUGUCCUUGUUUUGAGCAGGUGGCUUUAUACGUUGCCACGGAAACCGAGCGGAGACGCUAGCUUGACGUGUUGCUUUGAGGCUGAUUUUUGUGAAGAUGCUCUGGAGGACUGCUGUUAAUACAUUUAUUCUGCAAACGGAUAUCCUGACGAUACAGUAUUGAUGUAAUGCUUUCAAAAUGUAUUCCCAAAUAUGUAUUGAAGACAAACUUUGGUCGCAAAAUGUCUCUCGCUCUCACUAUAUAUAUAUAUCUAUAUAUAGAUAGAUAUAUAUAGAUAUCUAUAUAUAGAUAUAUAUAGAUAUAUAUAUCUAUAUAUAGAUAUAUAUAGAUAGAUAUAUAUAGAUAUAGAUAUCUAUAUAUAGAUGUAUAUAGAUAGAUAUCUAUAGAUAUAGAUAUCUAUAUAUGCACAGUAUAUUGGUGUGUCGUAAAGUUUGCAUUGCCUGUUGUAGUUGUAGAAGUAGUAGUAAAUGACCCGUGCUCUGUUUUCUCUUUGGUUUUAAAAUGUGCCAUAACGCUCCCCAAAUGCCUCAACCUUCUCGCAAGAUUCCUAGAAAAAUAUAUACACUAAACUACUUACACUAGAAUACGUGACAGAUUUGCACUUGGUAUAAAUCAUAUGGAUAUUGCAAAAAGAAAACAAAAUUUGACUGCUGCAAUAACUUGCUUUUCUCUAACUUCUCAUUCUUGUUGGCUGUCCCAUCUUUAGUUUAGUCCAGUGAUUUCACUUUCAACCUGCUUGCUUGUUUUACUCAACAGAAUACAUAUACUGUACUGUAUAUUUACAAAUACCUAACGUAGUCAACGGUCUAAUGAAACAUGAUAAGGGGUUGUAGCAAUCUAUUGGACUGGGUUCAGUGUUUUAACAGUGGAGGUGAGUCAUCGUUUGAGGGAUGGAAACUUAAUACCACUCAGAGACAUUUCAGUCAGUGAUGUUUGAUUCUGAUAUUGAGGAAGUAAACGGUAAUGGACUGUUAGCUUCUGAUGAUGUCUCUAAAGAUGUGAUAUAUUUUCCAUAAGUCAAUAAACUGAAUGAGCUUUACUUCAA
This is a messenger RNA of Phyllopteryx taeniolatus (common seadragon), 2484 nucleotides long. RefSeq names its product calmodulin 3a (phosphorylase kinase, delta) (gene calm3a). Gene Ontology annotation, molecular function: calcium ion binding. The transcript has 7 exons. Lineage: Eukaryota; Metazoa; Chordata; Actinopteri; Syngnathiformes; Syngnathidae. The record is from RefSeq and is a predicted model, not a curated record. Bases 373 to 714 code for a protein of 113 amino acids.